CAUCGACCUUGCCAUACCAGGGUUUUACCUGGCAUCCUAUUCAUAAAAUGGCUCUCUUCAAGGACACCACCUUUGGCUUCCUUAUGCGCAACAUUUCCGGUGGCAGACUUUUCCCAUACGAAGAUUAUUACAAUGAGGAACUCCGUGAGAGUUGGUUCAACGCUGGACAGAUCAAGGAUGAAGAGUCCUCUGACGACGAGGAAAAGAAUGGAGCCAAGGGCAAAUAUUUGCUCAUCGACUUCCUUGAGAACGACCCCGACAACCCGCUCAACUGGUCCACUGGCAAGAAGUGCUUUGUGACUUUCUGUCUCUGCUUCCUGACUCUCUCUAUCUACAUCGGAUCCGCCAUCUACACUUCUGGUCUACCAUUCUUGACGGAGGCCUUCGGCGUCUCCACUGAGGUCGUCACCAUUGGUCUGACUCUUUACGUUUUGGGCUACGGUAUUGGACCUAUGAUCUGGUCUCCUCUCUCGGAAAUUCCCCAGAUCGGCAGAAACCCCAUUUACAUCGGCACUUUGGUUGUCUUUGUCUUCUUCAACUUCGGAGUCGUGUACGCAAAGAACAUCGGCAUGCUGCUCGCCUUCCGUUUCCUUACUGGUUUCUUCGGUUCUCCCGUCCUUGCUACAGGAGGUGCUUCGCUGGCAGACAUUUUCCCCCCCGCCAAGCGUGCCUAUGCUCUUUCCAUCUACGGUAUCGCCAACAUCAUGGGUCCCACCAUUGGUCCUGUCGUCGGUAACUGGGCUGCUCAGUUCGAAGGCUGGACUUGGCCGAUCUGGAUUCUGAUUUGGAUUUCUGGCCCCUGCCUCGUCUUCUUGAUCUUCUUCUUCCCAGAGACCUCGGCAAACAACAUCCUUUACCGCCGCACCAACCGCCUCCGAAAGUGGCAGGAGAAGAACAACGGUCUGGAAGGCAAGCCUUACGACAAGAUCAAGUGCCAGCCUGAGAUCAUGGGUGAAAACAUGUCCGGUGCCGACAUGGCCAAGAUGACUCUCGUCAAGCCUUUCUCCCUCACUUUGACCGAGCCCAUCGUCUUCGCACUUAACCUGUACAUUGCUCUCAUCUACGCUGUACUUUACUGCUGGCUGGAGUCGAUUCCCAUCGCCUUUGAACAGGUUUACGGAUUCAGUCUCGGCAUCACUGGACUCUGCUAUCUCGGUAUCUGUGUUGGUGGUCUCAUCUGCAUUCCUCCUUACUGGUACUACAACUACUACUACGUCGAGAACCGCUUCUCGGAGGAUGGUACUCUUCGUCCCGAGAUCAGACUGGAGCCUGCCUUGGUCACUUGCUUUGCUCUACCUAUCUGUCUGUUCAUGUUCGGCUGGACCGCUCGCGUGGAUGUCCACUGGAUCGUUCCCAUCAUCGCGACCGCCUUCUUCACCAUCGGUGCCUUUGGUGCCUUCUCUGGCGUCCUCAACUACCUCGGUGAUGCUUACCCUGCGGAAUUCGCCUCCAUCUCAGCCGGAAACGACUUUUUCCGCUCAUGCUUCGGAGCAGCCUUCCCUCUGUUUGCCCGCCAGAUGUUCAGCACUCUUGGCCUGAACUGGGGUAACUCUCUACUUGGUUUCUUGACCAUUGUCUUCAUUCCGGUCAUCUUCGCCUUGUGGUGGAAGGGUGACAGAUUGAGAGCUCGCAGCAAGAAGGCUACUCAAGAGUACUUGAGCAAGAAGGAUGAGGGCAAGAAGAACAAGAACAAUGAUGGCGAGAAGAGCGAUGACGAGAAGACUCAAGUUGGCAGUGACGAGGACAAGGAGAAGGACAAUGCAUAAAGGAACAUGCUAUUGACACGAGCGACGAUAUAGACUAAUUUGUAAUAUAUAACGAUAACGACU
Aureobasidium pullulans EXF-150 is the source of this 1829-nucleotide messenger RNA. Its product is annotated as multidrug resistance protein-like protein. Gene Ontology annotation, molecular function: fluconazole transmembrane transporter activity. NCBI's taxonomy places the organism in Eukaryota, Fungi, Ascomycota, Dothideomycetes, Dothideales, Saccotheciaceae. Gene Ontology annotation, biological process: xenobiotic detoxification by transmembrane export across the plasma membrane. The transcript has 2 exons. Bases 48 to 1766 code for a protein of 572 amino acids. The record is from RefSeq and is a predicted model, not a curated record.